Molecule: messenger RNA, 532 nt
Organism: Hibiscus syriacus
Lineage: Eukaryota; Viridiplantae; Streptophyta; Magnoliopsida; Malvales; Malvaceae
Product: auxin-responsive protein SAUR50-like
Exons: 1
Coding region: 66-392 (108 amino acids)
Biological process (GO): response to auxin
Source: RefSeq, a predicted model, not a curated record
CUCUUUGAAAACCCACCACCUCUCCUUCUUCCUCCCCCAAAACCCUCUUAUUACAGCUUCCAACAAUGGCUAUCAGCAGGAAGCCCAACAGAUUGGCACAAACAGCCGUGAUAAAGAAAAUCCUGAAACGAUGUUCCAGCUUAGGAAAGAAACAAGGCAACGGUGAACAACAACAACAAGGACUCCCUUUAGACGUCCCCAAAGGUCACUUCGUCGUUUACGUCGGCCAGAACAGAAGCAGAUACAUUGUACCCAUCUCGUUCUUGACCCUACCCCAGUUCCAGAGCUUGCUCCAUCAAGCUGAAGAAGAGUUCGGGUUCGGUCACGACAUGGGGCUCAUCAUUCCUUGUGAAGAAGUUGUUUUCCAGUCUUUGAUAUCCAUGCUCAGAUGAAUUCAAGACUGGUUGUUUUUUCAUGGAGAAAUGUUGAAUUGAGAUGAAGCUGCUUCGUUUGCUUCUCUCAUUAUAUUUUCCCCUCCCUCUCUCUCUUUUUACUGAGUUGUUUAAACUGAAUCUGACACACACAAACAAAA